AUGUUGGAAAGGUUUUUGAAGUUGGCAAACAAUAUAUCACAUGUUUUGAUGAACUUUCCAGAGACUGAUGCACCGGAUAUGAUUUCGUCUACUGAACUGAGAAAUCUUAAAGACAUUUGUUUAUUGUUAGGAUCAAUGGAAGUGCUUACCAAGGAAUUGUCAGUGGAAAAGUCAGUUAUGUCGAGUAAGAUAAUACCACUCAUCUCCUGCACAAAAAAUGAAUUGGAAAAACAAAAUCCAGAAUUAUGUAUAACCAAAAACCUAAAACAGAAGCUACUAGAAGAAUUAAACUAUAGAUGUAGUCUAUAUGAUAAGGGUUCAAUAUUGGCUAUCUGCACCAUUUUGGAUCCAAGAUUCAAAGACUUACAUCUGAGGGACCCAUUGAUUAAUUCAAAAACACAAAGUAUUAUUGUAAGUAUGAUGGAAUCAGAAGACUCAGACGAUGAUACAAGAUAUACUAGUACAGACACUACAACAAAUAAUGACGGCGAAAGUCUGUCAACUUUAACUGAAUAG
Messenger RNA from Macrosiphum euphorbiae (potato aphid), 516 nucleotides. Lineage: Eukaryota; Metazoa; Arthropoda; Insecta; Hemiptera; Aphididae. The record is from the annotation of a GenBank genome assembly.